AUGUCCCAUCAUGUUCACCUUAACUCCAAAUCCCUCGAAUUUGCUCGUCUUAUUAACGCUAUCACCUCUUUAAACCACAAUAAUAACUUAAGAGCCUUGAAUGACAUUGACUCCAAGCUCAUUAGCCUUGGUCACCUUGCUGGACAGCUUGGAGGAUUUGUUGGUGAGAGUGAGAGUGUUAAGAAAGCCGUUGAGAAUGCUAUUAUCGCCCAAAUUACCAGUAAUGAAGAGCUUAAAAAUGAUUACUCUUCUCUUGUUACUAACCUUUCUGUGUCUGUCAACUCUGUUGGCAAGGCUGAUGACACCGGUGAAAUUAGUGAGCUUAGUGAGCGAGUUACUCAGCAAAUUAAGCUUUUUGAAGAUGAACUUAGUAAGCAUAAUAACCUUAAUAAAGAUGCUUCUCCUUCUUCCCCCUCUCCCUCUGCUGAGCUAGCCAAAUUGCAUUCCAAGUUGGAGGCUUUGAAGGAAGUGGAGAAGCUUUGUGGAUUUUUGACUAAUUCUAAUAAGCAGCAAAAUAACCCUACUAAUAAUAUUUUAACGCAUUUAUGUGACGGCCUCGAAAAAUUCCUCGGCUUCAACAAAAACUCCAAAGGCUACGAUGGCACUGGGAUUGUCUACUCUGACAUUGAUAGGCUGUGUGACGCGGUGAUGGGAUUUUUGAGUGGUGUGCUUGGUGCGGUGAAAGAUGAAAAUGAAGUGACAACUUAUGAUAAUUACAUUACUGGAGAUGAUAAAAAGCUUAAAAGUGUUCUCAAACUUGUAGAUAGUAAAAUUGGCUCCGGGCGCACUGGGCUUGCGGCGUCUGUCGGCGCGGUGAAGGAGUGGUUGGAGGGGUAUGAAAAUACAUUAACUGAGAAAACUAGUGAAGUUACUAAGCACUUAGAUACACUUAUUAAUGAGAUUGACAGCGAUAUUAAUGAUGUUCAAGGCUUAAGUACAUAUAGACUUUUUCAACAGUAUGACUCUUGUUCUCUAAUCGCCACGAGGAUGACCGGGCAUAUCCAUUUGGCGGAAAAGGACUUGAAGAAUGUUGAUAGUGAAAUGGGAGAUAAGUUAGCACCGUCGAUGAAGUCACUGCAUCAAGCUGUCAACAACUUUAAAAAAUCGGCAGACAAUAAGGAUAUUGAGGAGUUGAACAAGUUUGCAGGGAGUGAGUUGGAUACAUUGAGGUGCAGUGUGGAAGGGAAAGUAACUCAUCGUAUUAUUAGUGUCAGAGAAACUUUGCAAACUGAAUUUCAACAGAAAAUUGAGGAUCCCAUCAAAAAAGUGAAAACGAAAUUAACCAGUGUCGAUGAAGAUUUAAAAACAUGGAUUCAAGCUGCGAAGAAGUUGCUGCAGGGAGCGGUGACUGCAGCUGGCGAUGUGAAUACAGAUUUAGAUCCCCUU
Babesia bigemina is the source of this 1386-nucleotide messenger RNA. RefSeq lists its product as hypothetical. The annotation marks the transcript as partial. The transcript has 2 exons. NCBI's taxonomy places the organism in Eukaryota, Apicomplexa, Aconoidasida, Piroplasmida, Babesiidae. The record is from RefSeq and is a predicted model, not a curated record.